This is a messenger RNA of Cryptomeria japonica (Japanese cedar), 1017 nucleotides long. Its product is annotated as protein VACUOLELESS GAMETOPHYTES-like. NCBI's taxonomy places the organism in Eukaryota, Viridiplantae, Streptophyta, Pinopsida, Cupressales, Cupressaceae. The transcript has 2 exons. Bases 199 to 942 code for a protein of 247 amino acids. The record is from RefSeq and is a predicted model, not a curated record.
GUGACCAAGAAUCUUCAACAACUCAGUGCUGAUAUUUUUCCACGAGGGGGUUUAGAUAAUACUGUGGGCAAGAACCCUAAAAUUCAAGAUCUGCAUAUAAGUAAGAGCUAUCAUUCCUGGAAUAAUUAUCGAGCCUAAAGAAAGACUUAAGCUGGGUUAAUAGAUUUUUAGAGUUCAAAUAAGUAUUUUUGAGAAUUGAUGGCAAAUCUGCAAAUAGUGCCGAAAGUAGGGGAGGAGAUUCAGCAUUCGAGUCAUCCCCAGCAUCCUCUGACUCUCGUCUUUGCGCAAUCACUGUACACCUGUAGCGGGUGUAAGGAAUAUGGAGCUGGACUCAGAUACAGGUGCAACAAGUGCAACUUAAGCAUGCACGACUUCUGUGCGAAGGCUCCACCCACCAUCCACCCAUAUCACGCGCAGCACAAUCUCGUCUUCCACAACAAACCAGCUGGACUGAAAAAGCCGAAAUGCGGGGUUUGUGGAAAGGCCACCAACGGUUCCGCUUUCCGCUGCUCAAUCUGCUCAUUCUGUAUUCAUCCCUGCUGCUUGCAACUUCCUCCCGAGCUCACCUUGAAAGAACAUCCUCAGCACUCCCUCAAGCUCUUAUCUGCCUCCCCAUUACCCAACAACUCCCCUUACACAUGCAAUUCAUGCAACAAAAAGGGUACCACCUGGGUAUAUUACUGCGUUCCCUGCGAAUUCUAUCUCCAUGCUCUCUGUGCGAAAGGUGUAAUAAAUGGGCUCCAGGCGCAGGGAAUCAGUGCGCCGCCUAAGAUGAGCAGGGUUGCAAGGGCUGCUCGUUAUGCUUCUCAGGUUGUUCGGAUCUUUGUGAAUGGACUUGUAGAAGGACUUGGCGAAGAUGUUGGGGAUGUUAUUCUCGAUAUUGUAACUCGUGAGGUCGUUCCUACCGUCGCAGAUGGUGGUGCUAAACGUGGGUCACGUUAAUUUCUUUCUGCUGCUUUUCUAAAUGCUAUCUGAGAGCUCUGCUAUAAAUAUUUAUAUAUGUACAGUGUUGUUUGU